AUGCUCCCACGAGCCACAGAAGCCACACUGACAACGACAUUCCCGCAUGGAGCGCCAACCAGCGCCGGGACUCACGGGUACACGACCGCAAACUCGGCGGCCCUCGUCGCUAGCCGCGCAGCGGUAGUCGUCAUCCCAGGCGAGCCGGAUCGGAGGAGGCGACCGGCCGGCACGAGCGAUCCUCCCGGUGCGCGGCGCAGCGCCCCCACUGAGGAGCCGCCGAUGACAGAGCCGGCGGUGCGGCUGUCGUCAUGGCUCCACGUUCGCGCGGUAGAGGAGGAGGAGGCGGCGUCGGCGUCGCCGUGCGGUCGUCGCAGCUUCUGCUGUGGCUAGCGGUGCUGUCCGCGCUCGUCGUCAGGGGGCGCGCGCUGCGGGGCAUCAUGGGCCAGCGCCGCGUCGACUUCUCGCAAAUUCCCAAGACGGCGCGCAUCCAGGUGUACUACGAGUCGCUCUGCCCGUACAGCAUCGCGUUCAUCACCGAGCAGCUGUGGCCGACGUUCGUGCGCGUCGGCUACCUCAUGGACGUCCAGCUGGUUCCGUUCGGCAACGCGUUCAAGGAGCAGCAGCAACAAAAUCCCAGCGCUCGCGCGGGACGCUUCGCCCUGGGCCGCCGCCAGGAGCCCGAGUACACGUACAGCUGCCAGCACGGGCCCGACGAGUGCUUCGGCAACGUUGUGCAGUCGUGCGCGGCGAGCAUCUUCAACGACACCAUCCUGUCGCUGGCCUUCGUCACCUGCAUGUCGCUGGCCGAGCACCCCAGCGAUGCGGGUAAGGAGUGCGCCCGGGGCAUCGCUCGCAACUGGAACGCCAUCCAGCGGUGCGCCAACGGCGGCAAGGGACGCGCGCUGCAGGACGAGAUGAGCGAGCGCACGUGGAAUCUGGACCCUCCGCACCACUACGUGCCCUGGAUCGUCAUCAACGGCGUGCACAACGACGGACAGCAGUCCAUGGCGCAGACAGACCUGCUGCAGGUCGUGUGCGACGCAACUCCGGACGGUCGCAAACCGCCGCCCUGCUUCGCCGACCUGGAGGAUCGGCGCUCCCUCCAGAAGCUGUCCGCGUCCAUCGAGGAGCACGCCGAGGACGCGCCGAACGGUUCCUCCGAGCGAGCCAGGCCUCCCGUCGUCGGACACAGCCUCAAGGAAAUCCAAGAUUGAGGACGAGUUGGGGGGCCCGCGCCUCUCCGGUCAAAUUCGCCGCGCUGGCUGGCGCAUCCGGCUUUCGUAUAUACCUGUACACACGACGCGCAUACCGCCGUCAUUCGCCAUCGGGACGAUACGCGAUUCUCCUUGAGUGGGACCCGUUUGUCCUUGCGUUGGACCCGUUUGUCCUUGCGUUGGACCCGUUUGUCCUUGCGUUGGACCCGUUCGUCCUUGCGUUGGACCCGUUCGUCCUUGCGUUGGACCCGUUCGUCCUUGCGUUGGACCCGUUUGUCCUUGCGUUGGACCCGCUUGUCCUUGCGUUGGACCCGUUCUAGAGUUCUUGUGACCGUUGUAUACACCGACCAUGUUUGGUAGCGAUGUCGUAUACAGUGUCAUGUAUAACGAGUCGCUGUUGGAAGUUCCUGAAUCGCAGCAGCAACACAACACAUUUGCGUGAUGAUAUCGUUCUGAUGCGCGCAGAUGCGGGCUCGGUUAAGUCGGGUUGCUCGAUGUUAGCUAAGGUCAGGUUGGCAACUCUAGGCACAUUUAAGAACUUCGAAACAAGCGAAAGUAAUGUGCUUACUGAGGAACUUGCCAACGUCGUUUUGCAUUUUACCUUGGCUUACCUCGCUUCCUGUUGUUCUUAAGCUUUGUUCUUAAGCCUGACUUAAUAUUCUUCAGUCACUACAGCGUGACAGUAUGGGUGCUGGCAUUCGAAAGGUCCAAGUUUCGUGACCCUGCUUUUGCGCCACCGUCAUGUGUAGAGGGUGUCCCGACUAUCAUACACCAAGAUUUAAAAAUAUGCAAAUGCCACGUAGCUGGAGAGAACCAAGGUAAUGUUGUUUGCCGUCGCUAGGAGAUAGGUUAUUUUUUUGCAAUCUACCUAAUUACAUAAUUAGUCUUAAUCGACUUCUCACAUAUUAUAUUUAGAUGAAAAGUGUGAACGAAAAGAUUUUAUAGCAACGUGA
This is a messenger RNA of Dermacentor albipictus, 2110 nucleotides long. RefSeq lists its product as uncharacterized. NCBI's taxonomy places the organism in Eukaryota, Metazoa, Arthropoda, Arachnida, Ixodida, Ixodidae. Gene Ontology annotation, molecular function: oxidoreductase activity, acting on a sulfur group of donors, disulfide as acceptor. The record is from RefSeq and is a predicted model, not a curated record.